CUCUACUUUCUCUUUCAAUAGACGAUUCAUUGACUCGAUGAAAACUUCCUCUGUUUCUUCAUAAAUUCUCAUCAAUGGCGACAUUUCUCAACAUAAUACCUCAUUACAUCGGUUUCAAAUCAAAGAAAUCAAAGCUAUAUUGGAUUAUCCUCGCUUCAAUUCUAUGUUCUACAGCAUAUCUUAUAGGUUUAUGGCAACACGGCGGUGUUUUCAACCGAUCGUCUGUUGAAGUUCCUAAAGUCACAUGCAAUCCAUCGAUCAUUUCAGCUAGAUCUCAUCCACUUGAUUUCGAUUCUCAUCAUUCAGCUGAGAAACUCGUUCCUACAUCAUUCGAUGAUUCAGUUGUUAACGCUAAACAGUUUCCUCCUUGUGAUUCGAAAUACAUCGAGUAUACUCCUUGUGAAGACGCCGAACGAUCGCUGAAGUUCGAUCGUAAUCGUUUGAUAUACAGAGAGCGGCAUUGUCCGGAGAAACAUGAGCAGUUGAAGUGUAGGAUUCCGGCGCCGUACGGUUACAAGACGCCGUUUAGGUGGCCGGAGAGCCGUGAAUCAGUUUGGUAUGCAAAUGUACCACACAAGCAUCUGACGGUUGAGAAGGCUGGUCAAAAUUGGGUUAGGUUUGAGGAGGAUCGAUUCAAAUUCCCAGGCGGUGGUACUAUGUUUCCCCAUGGAGCUGAUGCGUAUAUCGAUGAUAUUGGGAAAUUGAUUAAUCUGAGAGAUGGUUCUAUCCGAACCGCCAUUGAUACUGGCUGUGGGGUUGCUAGCUGGGGAGGUUAUCUUUUGUCUAGGAAUAUUUUAACUGUCUCAUUUGCACCAAGAGACACUCAUAUUGCUCAAGUGCAGUUUGCUCUUGAAAGGGGUGUCCCAGCACUGAUUGGUGUUAUGGCCUCGAUUCGUUUACCUUACCCUUCAAGAGCAUUCGAUAUGGCACAUUGUUCUCGAUGUCUAAUCCCUUGGGGAAAGAAUGAAGGGCUUUAUUUAAUUGAAGUAGAUAGAGUGUUACGUCCUGGUGGGUAUUGGAUUUUGUCUGGACCACCUAUUAAUUGGGAAAGACAUUGGAAAGGCUGGGAUAGGAGUGCUGAUGAUCUCAAAGAAGAGCAAGAUUUGAUCGAAAAAGUUGCUAAAAGCCUUUGCUGGAAGAAAUUGGUGCAAAGAAAUGAUAUUUCUAUUUGGCAGAAACCUUCUAAUCACAUCCAUUGCAAAGUGAACAGAAAGGUUUUCAAGAAACCAGAAUUCUGUGUGGCACAGGACCCAGACAGGGCAUGGUAUACCAAAGUGGAACCUUGUAUAACUCCCCUUCCUGAAGCGUCCGAACUUAAAGAAAUAGCAGGCGGGCAGCUGACCAAUUGGCCCGAAAGGCUGAACUCGAUACCUCCAAGGAUCAGCAGCGGAAGUUUAACAGGUGUAACGGCUGAAAUCUUUACAAAAGAUACAGAAAUGUGGAAAACAAGAGUAUCUCGUUACAAGUCUUUGGAUAGCCAGCUAUCGGAGAAAGGGCGGUAUCGUAAUUUACUAGAUAUGAAUUCGAAUUUGGGUGGUUUCGCGGCUGCUUUGGUUGAUGAUCCUGUUUGGGUUAUGAAUGUUGUUCCUGUUGAAGCAAAAUUAAAUACUCUUGGAACAAUCUUUGAACGUGGAUUGAUUGGAACCUAUCAGAACUGGUGCGAGGCAAUGUCUACCUAUCCAAGAACAUACGACUUCAUUCACGCAGAUUCGGUUUUUAGCCUAUACAAAGACAGAUGCGAGGUUGAAGAUAUUCUGCUGGAAAUGGAUAGAAUAUUGCGACCUAGUGGUAGUGUUAUAAUAAGAGACGACGUCGAUAUUUUGCUUAAUGUGAAGAGCGUUAUAGAUGGUCUUCAAUGGGAGAGUCGAUUGACGGAUAACGAAGUCAGCCCACACGCGAGGGAGAAGAUAUUGAUUGCGGUUAAAUCUUAUUGGACGGCUCCACUAGCUUCGGAGCAACAAACAUAGAAGAAAAAAAAUGCGAGUUUCUUAAAUAUUAAUUAGUGUAACAGUAAUAACAUUGAUCAUAUUUUGUUUUUAUGAUUUUUGUGUUCAUAAUUCUUUCCAAUUGAGUCUCAAACAAUUU
Molecule: messenger RNA, 2085 nt
Organism: Impatiens glandulifera
Lineage: Eukaryota; Viridiplantae; Streptophyta; Magnoliopsida; Ericales; Balsaminaceae
Product: probable methyltransferase PMT15
Exons: 7
Coding region: 75-1967 (630 amino acids)
Cellular component (GO): trans-Golgi network; endosome; cytoplasm
Molecular function (GO): methyltransferase activity
Source: RefSeq, a predicted model, not a curated record